This is a messenger RNA of Closterium sp. Naga37s-1, 684 nucleotides long. NCBI's taxonomy places the organism in Eukaryota, Viridiplantae, Streptophyta, Zygnematophyceae, Desmidiales, Closteriaceae. The record is from the annotation of a GenBank genome assembly.
AUGGCGACGGGCGGCGAUGCGCCGAAGCGCGGCGAGUUGCGGUACGCGAUGGUAUCGCGCGGUGUGGACGUGCUGGCGGAGCAUUCGAUGGUAAAGGGCGACCUGAGCGCCACGGUGCAGGAGUGCCUCGCCGUGCUGCCCAAAGAUCGCGCCACGUACAUCGCGAUGCCGUACGGCGACUUUAUUAUCGCAUUCCAGACGGAGAAGGAAUACGUGUUCGGAGUGCUGGCGGACAAGGAGGUGGCGCGCGACGUGCUGCGCGGGUUCCUGGGGAAGCUCCAGUCGGGUUUCAUGCCCAAGUACGGCAGCAAGGCGCGCGCCAUGCCCGCGGGCGCGCUGCAGCGCGAGUUCGGGCCGAAGCUGAAGCAGCAGCUGAAAGAGGGGACGGCGAGGCCGGAGGAGCUGAGCAAGUUGGUCAAGAUAAAGGGGCAGGUGGAGGAGGUGAAAGGCGUUAUGGUAGACAACAUCCGCAAGGUGAUCAAUCGCGGGGAGAAGCUGGAGGUCCUGAACGAGCAGGCGAACGCGCUACAAGAACAGGCUGGGCAAUUUAAGAAGGAGGCAAAGAAGGUGAAGACGAAGAUGUGGUGGGAGAACAUGAAAAUAAAGAUCGUAAUCAUCUUGAUCCUCCUGCUGCUGCUGGGAGGCAUCGUCAGCCUUAUCGCCUGCCGAAUAGCCAAGUGCUAA